AUGUCCGAAAUGCUCUUCAGAAUUGACGCGGGCGCUUUUAUUGGGGCCGAUGCGCGGAGGGACAGUGCGCUCCUAGCUGCUGGCCUGCAGGUGCAGCGCGUCGGCCUACCCCAUCCCACUGCAUCCUCAAAAAGAAGCCCGUUGCGGUAUUCAUCGUCGAAUCUGCGGAGUGGACUGGUUCCGGGUGCCUUGCUUCGCUUCGAUGUUCCAGGCCUGGCCGCUUCGACAAUGCAGCGUCUCGGGAUUGAUGGUGUGUUUGGUGCGGUGAACGCUUUUGCGGUUGAUGGCGAGGGCCAGUUCGCGUAUCUCUUCGAUCCGCGGGUCGGCGCUACCAUUCGAGUGAACUUAAGCACCGGUACCAGGGAUGUGCUCGUCUGGUACGAUCGUUCGUUCCGUCAUCGGCGAUGGCUGUGCUACUGCAUGUUUGCUGUGAAGGCGUCUGGAAGCACGUUUCUCCCCACGCUGUUUUAUAAUACCAAACGAAAGCAGUUCGUACUGGAGACAUUCGUGACCGAUUGUGAGGGCAGGGUGUUGUAUGCGGUGCAGGAGAGUGCUGUUGCUACCGAUCGCAUCCCACUGGACAGGCUCUCAUACAACGCGCACGUCGAUGACCACACCAUACAUAUGAUAUUCUAUGAACGUUUCACGCGACAUGCUUCACCGCAGGCAACACAGUUACCGUACGUGUACUGCAAAUACGAUUGCCAGUCGCACCGCACAACAAUGCAUAAGGGAGCAUUGCCUGAAGGCCAGUGGGAGCUACCGUUUAUCGCUCAUCAACAUCUGCAUUUCAUUUCCACUGAACGAUCGAGCACGCAGUUGGCCAGUAUACCAGUCAGUCGGAAUCUGGAUGGCAGUGUUUGGGACAUACGAGUCGUUUCGAGCGAUGGGGAGAAUGCGGUUCCACCCAGAAAAGCGGUGUGGUGUAAUGCAUGGCGUGAAGGGAUGGCUUGGUAUGUGGUGAGCGAGAAGCUGGCUGGCACAGAUGGGAUGGUCCAGAAGAUCACCAUUUGGCAAAUGGAUGUGCUCGAUUGCCAGUGGAGAUUGUUGCCCGUUUCAUUAGAGGCUCCAGCAACUGCCCGUAAUUUUGCUUUGCGUAUUGUAAAUAAUAAUCUCGCAUACCUGCAUAUCGACUGGGACAGAGAAGCUGUUUUCUACAAAUUCGAUUUCACGGAGUUGAUGGUAAGCACUGAUAUACUCAGUGACGCAGCCAGUAGAGAGAGAGAUCAAGCAAGGCAACAGUAA
Gongylonema pulchrum is the source of this 1245-nucleotide messenger RNA. NCBI's taxonomy places the organism in Eukaryota, Metazoa, Nematoda, Chromadorea, Rhabditida, Gongylonematidae. The record is from the annotation of a GenBank genome assembly.